AUGUCCACAGACAAUCCAGCUACUCAGGCUACUCCAGAUCCUCCAGCACCCCCAGCUCCCGAAGCUUCUCAAAGUACUCAAGUUCCUAUGAACCAGCCUGAGCCACUGACUGCCUCAUCUGCGCGAGAACCCGUCCAGACGUUGCACCAAGUAGUUACCUACGUCGACCAGCACAAGGUCUUGGGGGUCAUCGCCGUCCAUCAGAACAGAUAUUUCUCGUGGCAGGCCCGGUUCGCCCACCUGCAGUGGACCUCGCUCGCAUCGACCUUUGAGAGAGUCCUCGGCGGAAGCGCCGUCACCGUCGGCCUCUUGAUCAGCUUCAUCUCGCCCUUCCCUGUUGCAUCUCUCACGGGCGUCGUCAUCGUUGCAUGGCAGUACAUUGUCGUCUCUUACCACAAUGAGAUCCGCCGCAUCGCCGCGGCCGUCGACGAAAUAGCGUCUCAGGCCAGAGCCAGUGUCGACAGUGGCCGUCUCUAUGCUUCGUCUGUCACCGCAUACGAGAAGUCCAUCUUGCGUCUCGUCGCCGUGCUCGUCAACGACACGGGCCGAUACAAUCUUGACGUGUACAGACCCACACCCGGCAUCGGACCCCUUCUUACAGAAAACAUCGACGCCAUCACCCCUGCCGCCAAAGAAGUGGCUGCCCUAGUCACAACCUCGAGCACCAACCUCCCAAAGGCCCUUCAAGCCCUCGAGCAGGUCAAGUACCUAGGCGACAAAGCGAACCUGCUCGCGCGACACGGCGAGAUCGCCGACGCAGCCGCAUUACUUGCCGAGCUAGGCACAGCCCUAACGACCAUCCGUGACGUUGAAGCGCAACUUCUCGAUGCAGAGCAGAGACCAACCCAUAGAAAGAUUGUCGAACAACUCCAGGCGGCCGCGACGCCUCCACCAGCGCCAGAGCCCGAACCCCAGCCUGAACCCCAACAGGCAAACCCGGACGAGUUGCCUAAUGCUGUGACCCUCCGCAACCCCAAAGUCAUCGUCGGCGGCCUCUCUGGUGCCCCUGAAGACGUCGACGACAAGGUCUUCCAGCUCGAUCUCCCGUUCGCCGUCUCUCUCUACGGCCACUCCAGCUCGACAUUGUGGGUCGUCGACAACGGGAUGAUCUGUCUGGACGAAGCUCCUACUGCAAGUCCGGCGAGUGUGCGAACAGGGCAGCAACUUCCAUUCCGCGACGGUCUAGCACCAUACUCGCUAUUCCCCCUCUGGAAAGAUCUGAAGAUCGUACAGGGCAAGCCGCACGGUAUCUACUACGACAUCGAAGGAAACGCACCCAACCGCACCCUAACAAUUGAGUUCUAUGUGACGAGGUAUAACAUGGAGGACCAGUACUUCCAUUUCUUGAUGAUCUUGGAAGAGGCGAGGCCCAACAUCGCGACGUUCCGGUACUUUGAUGUCCAGGAUGAGGGGGCUGAGGGGACGGUUGGAGUGCAGGGACCGCAGAACUACAAACUAUUCUCGUACAACCAGCGCAAGAUCUCUCCUGGUUUGGAGCUGGUGUUCGAUACCACACCUAAUGUUAAUCGCGUGGAGACGUCGACGUUCCCCUUGCCCUAGGCUAGGAACGGCUAUCAUUGCUUUCUGACCGGACGUUAUUGGUACGAGUUCGAUCUGUCAAGAUUAUUGGUGGUUCUGGACAGGAUGCAUCGUUUAGAUCUGCGUAGCCUCCAACUUUCAGUUAGGUGGGAGCCACGGCAUCCCUCACUCAAUGCACGCUAUUCACUAACUUCUUCUGUUAGCUCAAUGAACUGGCGUCAAUGAACCAUCGAUUACAUGUAAUGGAU
Molecule: messenger RNA, 1787 nt
Organism: Aspergillus nidulans FGSC A4
Lineage: Eukaryota; Fungi; Ascomycota; Eurotiomycetes; Eurotiales; Aspergillaceae
Exons: 5
Coding region: 1-1560 (519 amino acids)
Source: RefSeq, a predicted model, not a curated record